This is a messenger RNA of Symbiodinium necroappetens, 768 nucleotides long. NCBI's taxonomy places the organism in Eukaryota, Dinophyceae, Suessiales, Symbiodiniaceae. The record is from the annotation of a GenBank genome assembly.
AUGUCGAUGGUUCCAGCCAUCGAUUGCCUCGCUCCACAGGCGGAAUCUUCUCGAGUGUCAGCUCGCUCGUCAACCUUUUCUGGGAGGAGGAAGAGGUUGGUAUUGAUGGGUCCGGCCGACAGCAUGUCUAAGGAGGAAAGGCUUGAUUCAAGCAGGUAUUCCGUGGUGGAUGCCGAGAUUAUUCGCGGCAUCCCUCUGCGUCGAUCUCUUAGAGGAUACGGCCGGAUCUGGCGCUACCAACCUGCCACGUGGAAACCGGAGGAACGUGCUGAACUUUACGAUCUCUCGCAGAGGGUGCUUUACUUCAAUGUCUUCCUGUCGCACACCUGGCAUACGCCUGGUUGGCAGAAGAUUCUGGCUCUCUCCUUCCAAUGUGGCUGGCGGAGUACGCUUGCAAUUUGGUGUGUGGUGGAGACUGCCUGCAUGGCCUUGUGCAUGGUGGAUAUGCUGCCGAUGCCCCUCGUGUUCCGGGACACUGUAACCGGCUUGAUGGUCGAGGCCCCCAUGGGCCUCUGGGUGUUCUUCUCCGGUGCCCUCGCGCUCCUCCUCGGCCUCUUCUUCACGCCCUACCUGCCCUCUCUCUGCAGCUCCUCGGACAUGGGAUUCAUCGAUGUGGCCAGCAUCCACCAGCAGGACCGUGCACUCAUGGAGCGGGGUGUGUAUGGCAUUGCCGGAUUUUUGCGUGUUUCCUCGGAGCUCCGCAUUCUCUGGAGCGCGCCCUACCUGUCUCGUCUGUGGUGCAUAUUUGAGGUUGCAGCAUACCGAAAG